CUCUUUUUCUUUUCAUUCACGCAUCCAUUUUUAUCACAAUACCAGCCCAUAUACCACCUUUGUUCCCCCUAGCUUGACCUUUUCAGUCGUAUUCACUCCACCACGUUGAUCAUGCUAUUCUGCUAUGUUCUUCUGAUAACUGUCAUUGUUUCGUUCCUGAGAUUCCUUUGGUAUAAAGCGGAACCUUUGAUUUUCCGUAUACAAUUCAGCCGUCGUUCUAUAUUUCACAUAUAUCUCCACCAUAAGCGACUGGGAUGGUCGUUCGAGUUAUCGAACCCCCACUUCCAAAAGUCUUCACGAACCGUCAGCCAAGCGUCGAGAGUCAUCGUUCACUUGCCGAAGCUUGUGGUUACCAUAUCGAACACUCACGAAACACCAUCGUCUCGAACAGCUACAAGCAGUGUUCAACCGAGCAUUUCUCUGUUUGAUCAUUAUGUUGAUACAGUUUAUUCUUUACCAUACGUAGAAAGGAUUGCAUCCACAGCCAUAGUGAUAAAACAUCUGCUGCACAACCUCGCGGCAUUCUGUAUUCGUGGGGCCAUUGUUUACAUUGCCCAGCAUGUUGAGGUGCUUGUCGUCUCAUUCACCCUACAGUUGCUCGAUGUCAAUCAAACCAUAUCGCUGCGAAAUAUCCAAUUUGAGUGCAAUCAUGCACAAUAUAACAAUGAUCAUGACGCCAUGGAGAACACUCACAAAUCGAGAGUGGCAAAACACGUUACUUUUAAUAUUGGCAUGGACUAUCUGCAUUGGGAGAUCCGUGAGCGGCUGUGCGCAAUUUUACCACAAGGGCUGCACGUAUCGAUGGUAAUGGCUAUUGGUUUUCCAGAAUGCACCCCUAAAAUCGUCGACUCGACCGCCGAGAUACAUGGAAUUCAGAUUGAUAAGGAUGUGUUAUCGCAGUAUGUCAGAAGUAUAAAAACCAGAUCCACCGCAGCAGCAGAAACAACUACCACCAAUUGCAAUUCAGAUAUUUUCAUUGUCUCCCCGCAGCAAUUUUGGUAUCUGUCCAACACGUGUGGACUACGGUUUUCUCUCGGCAAUAUCGAUAUUUUCGACACCGGCUCCAAAUGUCACAUCGACUCAUGCACGGUUGUAGUCCAUCCCCAGUUUACGGACCAAUUUGCGGAAUUUGAAGCAAAUAUUAUGAAUGCCCGAUGGCAAUUGACGGACGGAAAAGAUGAUUGGGAUUUCAUUGUAAUACGUCAUGUUCAAUGGCAGGGUAUAGUCGGGAGUAAGCUGUUGCUUGACGACACGGGUUUUUUGCCGACGCAGCGACAACAACGAGAAGCGUUGAUAAACCACAAAGAAUGGGGUACUUUAUGCCACCAAAAAGUCACCUUUUCAACGACGACCGCAAUUUUGACGGAUCCAACCGUCAACCUCCAUUUGGCACGAGCGGAUUUUAUUCAACGUCUUUUAAUGCAGCAAGUGACUUUAGCGGGGAACACAUCGUCAUCAGAGACACUGCCACACAGUUUUUCGAUUAUGAUUGCUCUGACGAAUACCACCAUCUCCUUCCACGAUGCUUCGGUAUCAUCAAUCUCCGACAAUAUGAAUUUACAAACGAUACAACUACAGGGCGCGGGACGGUAUGCUCUUCUCAAGCGACAUCCGAAUACAACGCAAGUAGAGUCCCAUCCUCGGGAAUGGUGGACCAAGCUGUUAAGACGCAAGAACAUGUCCCAAAUUAUGGAAAUUUGGACGAGUACGUUGGCAUCUACAGACUGGGCAUAUACUGUACGUCUCGCUUUGGAUAUCGACAAAUGUUGUGGCAAGAUAAAAAAGACGCCCAUUUUUCACGUAAAGCAUAUCCAUUUGGGCACACAAGCAAACUUACGCAUAGGAACCGCAGGCCUGCAUUCAAUACCCACGUCUAUCCUAGGGCAUACAAAGAACCCACCGCUGCACAUCCAGGCUACAAUCACAAAUCCAAGAAUGCAUUUGACAAACGACGUCAUUUUCCAUAUCGAAAUGUAUCAACAGUGGAUUAGCAAUGUUAUGAAAGGACUGACCUCUGGCGUCAGUCUAAAUGAAUCAAGUGCACCAUCAUCUCAAACGCCAUCGGUUUGGGUUUUGCUAUCCACAAACAAUGUGUUGAGCUUGACGAUUGUGGAUGCCUCAUUUAGUCUCUCUGACGUCGACAAGCGGUGUCGCCAAGCAAAAGAAAUACCACACCUUUAUGUAAACAACGCGCCUCAACAAGAUCUGGCAUAUAUGGCCCUACUUUCUGUGGAACAGUUAUACAUUCAUAUCGAUGGAACAUCUGCAAAAAUAGAUGAACGGAAUUCGAUACCCGUGAUGCAAUGUUGCAUGCAAGAAUUUGCUGUCACGCACAGAAUGGCUAAAUGGGAGGACCAGGCCCAGUUGGAGAAGAGUGAGAAAGACCAGUUACUGUUAUGGAUAUCAGACAUCACUGUCAACCUUGCGACCCAGAAAUCAGAAGCUGACCAAGGAAUUACGAUCGAAGUUGCCAUGCCCCGUUUAGGAUGUUCUAUCUCCAUUGCCAAUAUUUAUGGUUGCUUUUUGAUAUUUCAUUUUACCGAAAAGCUUUUCUCACAACUUACAAAGUUGCGUUCCCCGUCGAAAUCUACCGAGAUCCCAACCUCAAAUGGAAUGAUACUACGACGCUUGAGCUUUUACGGUCAGUACAUCGAUGUCCGCAUUUUGCUCCCUUUCAACAAGCAUCUCCAUGUGCAAACCUAUGACUUGAGAAUUCGCCACCGUCGCAGUCUCGAAAAUAAUGUCACUGUCAACACCACUGUGAACAAUUUUGCGUUGCUGGGCACGGCACCUGGUAACUCCAAAUUAUGGGAACAGCUAAUCGGUAUGCAAGAAAUCGCCAUAGCCAAUGCGGAUGCCCAGUUUCCAUCUACCGUAUACAGCUGUUCACUGGAAAGCUUGCAGUUGAGAUUACCUUAUGGAUAUGUCGUGGCCGAUGUGAUUGACAGCACAAUCACCAUGAUAAAAUCCUGCAAAGUAUUUUGGCAACGAUUUAUGGAUCGGAAUGAAUUGACGUUUAUGGGCCCGGUACCACGAAAUGACCCUCUUCUAUUGCCUCGUAUAUCCGUUCAUUGCAAGAAUUUUACAGCUCAAUUAGACGACAGCCCAUUUGAAUCAAGACUUCGACGCAUUUUGCGCCUGGGGCUGCAAGAACAGAUAAAGCGACUGGAAAGCGAGCAACUGUUCGAUAAGAAAGCCCGGUCCAUGACGGAACUGAACUCACUAUACAACGAGCAAUACCAAAGCACUGAGCCAGACGAUCUGACUCCAUCUUCCGAUUCGUAUUUGUCUUCAUCUUCAUGGGGUAGGGAGAAAAGAAGCAGUCAUUCAUCCAGCCACUCCAAGCGAUUAUCUUUUACCACGUCUACUCAAGAUAUCUGGAAUCGGCUACAGGAACAUCAUGCUCAGUCCUGGGUACUACAGAUCAAGGAAGCGAUACAAGCAGAAGCCAAAGCGUACAUCAUACCGAUGCAGCAAGCUCAAAAUUUCAUUCACCAGACCAGAAAUAAAAGCAAAACAGCAAGUGAUUGGAGCUUGUGGUUCCGCAUACGCAUAACACGAUCCAACGCAUGUCCACCCCUGGUUCGGCUACAAGUAUCUCGGUUACAAGUGGAUGUCGCUGCCUUUGAUGACGCAACACAGGAUAUUCGCCAGUUUAUGCACGAUAUUGGCAACGGUGUACCACCUCACAUCGAUGUUGCGCUGCUGCUUCCAUUUUUCGUCAACGCGUCAGCCGGAGAAACAUGGGUGCGAGUCCGAGACUAUCCGCUGCCGCUCGUAUACAUACCUACCAGCAGUGCACCUUGCGACAGAAGUGAUGAGUUUGUUCAGGACAAUGCAUGGAGCCUGUCAGCCAGUUGUGUUGUAGCAGAUGACCUGGGUACGUCUGACGGCGUUCGAUGCGUUCCUCUGGUGCUUGUACCAGAAUGCUACACGCUUCAAGCCAUUCGUGUAGCUUCGCCUUUAAAGUUCUAUUCCAAGAUCGAAUGUAACGUUUAUACGGACGGCUUAUCAACUAUCUGCUGGUCUGUAUCCUACCAUCCUGCGAUUCAGGACAUGGUUGCCAUUUUGGAUACAAUGCUUCCCGCUUCUGUAGACCCGUCGCCAAGCAUUGGAAUCUGGGAUAAAUUAAGACUUAUUCUUCAUACGCAAACAACGAUUCAAUUCCCCGGCAAUGGCGAUCUAGCCAUUGUAAUGAAAGGCACUUACGAUCCAUACUCGUUGGACCUCUGUGCAGCAGGAAUGACCAAACUUUGGAGAGAGCACAUUGUGGUUUACAUAGGAAGCAACAUGCGGGCCUGGGUAAACCAUCCUAUACCGACCAUCCCGGCUGAUAUGAUGAGAGAAGGUGAUAUAUUGCAAAUCAGUAGCCGGGAAUAUUAUUUCGGAAUCCCAGACAUAGCAAGAGGUGGAUAUGCCUAUUUUACGGAGCAUAGUGUCAUAUCUGUGCAAGGAAAGUAUCAAGAAUCACAGAAAUACCGCUUUGCAAAGAUGGUUGUGAAGCUAAGUGGACCGCUGUGUAUGAGCAUUGGCUGCGAAUUAGAGCGCACCAAAUGUACUGUCAAUGGUUCGCAAGAUUCUGAAAGGGAGAUCCGUACCAAGGAAUUUCGUAAGCAUUUUGAAAUCACCUAUAAAACGGUUGACAACGUCAAGAAGCUCACAACUGACGGUCAGGUUUAUGAUGCGUUUGCUGGAUUUCGAUCGCAAUAUAUCCACCUGACUAUUCGUAUUAUGACACUCUACGAUCGACGCGGACGGGGCAUAUCGCCCAACAUCAUGUACCUAAAUCCUUAUUGCGUGGACCACUUUGGUGUCUGGUUUGGUCUCUUUCGUAGUCCAAUCCGGCUUCCCAUUCGGCAUGGCGCCCUAUUUUCCAAAGCAGCCAAAGAUGACAAGAAUUCGGCAGGAUACCUCGACUCGAUCAAUUACUGUGUACAAUUGCAGCCUUUUCUGAUCAGUUACUUUUACCGUGAUGAAUCGCUUUCACUGGUCGAAGGAACGAAUUUGGUCGGUUUAAAGGCUCUGAUGGAAAGAUUUGAUUUGCGUGUGCGGCAACAGAGGUCACAGCAUGUAGAGAAUGAGCAGCAAAAAUUGGGCCUUUCGGUUCACCAGGUGUAUUUAGAAAUGAAGACUGUCGACCUACGCGCUAUCGAUGUUUGGCGGCGUAUGGCAGGCGAGAAAAGACGGCGGAAUGGGCAGGAAGGUGAACAUUCAUUCAUAAUGAAUCCGACAAUGAAUGACUGGAUUGACGAUCAUGAUUCGGUUGGCUUCCAUGAUUUUAACGAAGAUCCCAGCCAUUGGUGUGCGACAGCAGCUCAAGUCCACCGAUUUGUUUUUUCACCCUAUAUUUUUUACCAAAAAAUGAUGGAAGAUUCGACAUCAACCUGCACAGCAUCUCCGGGUCAACCCCCGAGUUAUACAGCAGACGCAAGUGCUGACACCUAUCUCAUCCAAGUCGAAUUGCUGAAUGCUCGCCAGCGAAGAAAUCAACAGCAAUGGCAGGCAUUGGAAAAAUCCCUGGCACAUAUCGAGAGUCAAUUAGCAAGCCAUAAAGACAACGAGAUGUUACUGGAGCAGCGGGCGAGCAUUCUUGAAAAAAUGACAAUCGUCAAAGGGAAAAGUACCCUUUUCGAAAAGUAUCGUGAGACAUUAUCCACACACUCGGCCUGCCCUGUCAAAGAUUCGACCAACAUGUUUCAACCUACUGAUCACAAACGUGAACCGCAUGAAAAGUUUGUCGGAAGCUUUUUGCGACGAUUCAUCGUUCAUGAUUCGCAAAUUAUAUGGACGAAUGCAAUUCGCAACAUUAUUUACCGUUAUCUCGAUCUGAGAACACAUUGCCGGUUUGGAUCUUAUAUCGCCACCACAACAGCGUUGCGAGCCAUGGAGAAUCUUUUAGAUCAAUCAUUAAACGAUACACCGUGGAAGCCACAAAGUCCAUCGACAGGUCAUCGACUCGACAAAGAGACAGUAAACCAAUUAAUUGAAUCGCUGCUGGAAACCCAACAUAACGCGGCAUCGAUCGCUGACAAUGAAAAUGGAAACGAGCCCGCAAAUGAAGCGAGAGGGAUGGAAUUUGUUGCUGGUGGUAAAACGAGCAAUGAAAAGCGCUCAGAAGAACAGUUACCUGACGGAUAUUACAUGAAACAACGCUAUCUGGUCGAGUUGCUUAACCCACAAAUUCAUCUAGACAAUGGCACAGACUCUGAUUAUAUUUUAUUGUUGAGCAGCCAAAGGAUGCAGAUCGAAGGGCUGGAUAUCCUGGACGACAUGUCAAGAGCCGAUGUGGAGCCUGUCAAGAAACGUAUGGUCGUCGACAGCGGCGAUUUGCAACUUUACCUUGCAAAGAAACAAUAUUUAUGUGGAUCGGAUCUAUUCUUGGGUGAUACCUAUCUGGAUAAAGUACCAGAGGGACAAACAUCGACGUGGUACACUUGGAUUUCUCCCGAAAUUCUCCGUUUCAGCUCGACUGCGAUGCUGGAUGAUCGAUUAACUUGCAUUACCCGUCAUUUGACCGGCUCGUUAACAUACGAUAAGCACAACUACCUCCACAUUAGCAAGAGUAACAGCAUACCGCGUCAUACUGCCAUCGAGGAAACAAGCGAUACUGUCGAUAUGCAAUUUCCAAGCGUAUCGCUCGUCGCCGAUGCCCUGUGUUUUAGAGAGGCACGCCGUAUCUUGCUGGAUCUUGUACCUUACAGUGAUCCCAGACGAAAAGGUCGGCUAGAAAGAAUUCAAGACAUGAUUCUAUCCAAUGAUCAAGCCUGUCACGGUGAAAUGGUAUUGCGAAUGACUCAGCUCCAUUCAAGGAUACGACAUUUGCUACUACACCAACAGCAGCUCCAAUCAAUUCCUGUACCAAUGCUGGAUUGGAGGCGCUAUCGACGGAACAGUCGAAUGAUUGAGCAAUGUAAAGACGAUCUUUAUGUGAUGAUGGAAGCUGUCAAAUCUAUGCAAAGUCAGAUUCAUCAGCAAAGACGUAAAAAUGUGGGAACACGUCUACGGGUAAUCUUCAAUGCUAAUCACUUCCUGUGGCAAAUGAAUACCAAAGACGAUCAACCACUGUGCCAUGCAGCUUUAAGUUUUGCCCGAUACACUUUUGCCGCGAACAAUAACGGAACCAAAAGCCACGUAUUUGAAAUUAACGAUUUGGAAAUCCAAAACCUAACACCCCAACCCACCUUUAUCACUGUCCUCGAGCGCAACAAGGUUUGCGAUCAACCCUCUGCCUAUUCGUUGAUAAGACUGCAUUGUACCCUGCUUCCUCCGGUGGGCGGUAUUGCUAUUGUCCAGCAUCUCGAACUCAAUCUUCCUUCCUUGAAGCUCCAGUUCACUCACUCCUUUAUAUCUGCUCUCGUUGCCUAUUUUGCUAAUUCAGGCACCAGCACCAUACCACAAGCAAGCGAGCAGCGCAAAUCCUCAUUGGAUAGAUCCAUCACGCACGGGAUGGUGGUGAGCCACAGUGAGGAGGCAUUUUCGGAACGAGACACUGAAACCUGUUCCGAUUCCGACGAAGGAAUUUGGUUCGGGGCCUCCAGAAAGCGUCCACCAUUUUCAACGUUGCCAGGGACAACAAACCGCUCACAAGAGCUGCAAGAUGAUCAACUUUCCAUCAUGAAAAGUCGUGCUAGCGCGAAUUGGACGUUUCUCCUCGUAAAAAUUCCCGGCAAUAAGCAUUGCCUCAGUUUUCAGGGUCCUAAAAAGCGAAAUUUAUAUGAUUUACGUGAAUUUCGGUUUUUCCAACCGUCGAUCGAGUAUCGCAAUAAGGCAGGUACCUGGACGGAAUUGUUAUUGUCCAUCAAAAAAGAUUUCAUACGAGCGGCUAUUAGAGCCAAUGGAUCGGCAAUUCUCAAAGAAGCUGUACGCCAGGUAGCUAGACGAGCCUCUAGCGAGAGUUUUAUAGAAAAGAAAACGACCGACUCCGGUAGUCAAGAAGUCGAUGUAGAUUCAGCUUCCCAGCUGACAUUAACAGCCACCACCACAGCAGAAGAGCUGAUCACGUAUCUGGAAAAUCUGGCGGACAGCUCGGAUGAAGAAAUGGAAUCCCAUAGCGUCCAAGGAGACAACUACGAAGAUUACGAUGACGAAGAAGCUCUGCAAGACGAUGCAGUAUCACUUCACUCUGUUGAUAUAUUAUUGCGUGAGACCGAAAAUGAAAUAUCCGACGAAAAUACUGAUAUCAACUCACACCCCGGCUUGAUACGCAGGUUCUGGACACGGUUACGCAAAAGACCACAUAUUGUCAAGAAUUCAAGUUGUGAGCCGCCAAGGACGUCAUCCGAUGAAACUCCUAAUACAGCGAGUGAUGAAGAAAUUAACUCACUGCGACGCACCAAUAGAAAAAGGAGUUCCUCCAGUGUAAAAAGCCUGGUGGUUCAGAAAACCGAUAUGACAUAUUUGGAAAAAGUAGCUAAAGAAGAGUAUGAUAUGAAAGCUCGGAUGCUCUUGGGAAGAGGCUACAGCGGAUCAAGAGCGGGGAUACAGACGCAAACGGACUUGGAAAAAUGAGACGCGCCGAAGCCAGGCAAUAAAAUAAAUGAAAUUUUUCGCGAUGCCAG
This is a messenger RNA of Radiomyces spectabilis, 8558 nucleotides long. RefSeq names its product golgi-body localization protein domain-containing protein. The record is from RefSeq and is a predicted model, not a curated record. The transcript has 8 exons. Lineage: Eukaryota; Fungi; Mucoromycota; Mucoromycetes; Mucorales; Radiomycetaceae. Bases 112 to 8508 code for a protein of 2798 amino acids.